Molecule: messenger RNA, 2754 nt
Organism: Vicia villosa (hairy vetch)
Lineage: Eukaryota; Viridiplantae; Streptophyta; Magnoliopsida; Fabales; Fabaceae
Product: exocyst complex component SEC10b-like
Exons: 12
Coding region: 1849-2373 (174 amino acids)
Biological process (GO): exocytosis; Golgi to plasma membrane transport
Cellular component (GO): exocyst; cytoplasm
Source: RefSeq, a predicted model, not a curated record
CUUCUCCCAAUUUUCAUAUUCCCUCGCAGCUUUUCUCACAAACCUUAAAAAAAUUUAGAACGCUCCAACAUUUCCCUCCUUUGAAAGCCCAAAAUUUUCAUCUCCCUCUCUUUCAUCGAUACCUAUUCAAACACAAAUUAAAAUACUUGUCUUUCUAAUUUCACCGAAAACCCACACAUCUCUUACUCCUACCAUGGCUACAGGUGGAAAGCGGAAGUUCAUGUGAAGCUUAAUCGAUGGCUGUUAAGAGAGCUAUGGAGCUUGGGGAAAAGCUUCCUGAAAAGAAGGUUCCAUGUACCAUUGGGAAUAUAGGGAAAGUAAAUGAGGCUAUUUGCAUGCCUGAUGAUAAAGAGGUUCCAUGUACCAUUGGAAUUAGGGGUUUUUGCUUCUCUUUUGAUUCUAUUUACUCGUUCAUCAAUCUAUAUGUCCUUUGAAGAGUGCUGUCAAAUAGGAUAUUGAUCUUUUCAAUUUCAUGUUUUUGAAUUUUAGCCAUUGGAGGGUGAGGCUGUUAUGAGCAAAUUUCAGAAGGUUUAUAAAAAAUUAAGCUGAGCUUUUAAAGGUGUGCCUUUUGAAGAAUUAAUGAAGUUAAAGAACAGAGACAUGGCGAAGAAAGGCUAUUUGGAACCGGGUGAAAGACUUUCAUUUGCUUACUGGAAUCCUUGUUAUAAGUCACAUUAUAUCCCCAAUAGUUGGCAGUGAAGACAAAGCACUGCAAGCAAGCCGACAUUUAUUACCAGCUGGCUUCCACGUGACGGCAAUCAGACCACCAACAGUGCCUCCUAACUCAUGCAGGCUACAUGGAAUAUGGGUUUGCUUUCAGUAGUAGAGCAGUGAAAGUGCUCAAUCUGUUUUCAAAUUAGAUGAUCUACAUUCCUACGACAAAUAAUGAAGUGGAAACAGGAUGUUGCAAAGGUUUUCUUGCCUAUAAAUACCUGGGUGUGGAGUAUAGAAUCUAAAGUGCUGUAUCUUAUAAGAAUACGAAUUGGAAUUCUAUGUCUAAACAUAUUUUCUUGCCUAUUAAAUAAAAAGCAUUCCAUCUGAAACAUUUUAUCAAUGAUUAUAUUUUCUUGCCUAUUUUAGAUUAUAUAACUUUGUUCCUUAUAACAUUCAUUCAUUGCAAAAGAUUAAAAACCAUUUGCAUUCAUCUUAAAUGGAACUCUACAAGAGUUUGAUUGAAAUCUCUUAUUAUUUAAAUAAUCAAAACAUUAGAACAAAUGUAACAACACACAGUUUUGAUUUGUUCAUCAGCCAGGUCAUAGUCGAGUCGAGUACAUAGAGAAAUGAUAUUAUUGCGCUGUAUUCAAGACUCAGUGCAUUCUCGAACUAUCAGGGACUUACACUUGAGGUUGAGACCCUUCAAACUUUUGGUGGUGUGUUAGCUACCAUCCCAGAAAAGUGAUCCAAUCCAAGGUAGUAUCUACUACCUGCUAUAUCAUCCGCAGGAACUGCUGCAAAAAUUUCUCUCAGCUCCUCUUCUGAUAGUUUCACUGAUAAGGCACCAAGGUUAAAAGGGUGGCUGAAACAAAACCAAACCAAUCUCAGAUUUUGGCCAACAUAUUAGGAUGACUAAAUGAUUUACUUAUUGUUUUUUCCUUUCCGUUCACCAACAACAUAAUUGCUGAGUACAUAUGGUAUUUUGUUCUACUCAGUCUUUGUUAGUAUUUAUUUCACAGUAUUUGAUUCUUACCAGUAUCGAUGUGUUUAGUGUACAUGUCUUGUUGGUGCUCUUGUUAGAGCAGCGAGUCACUGCCCUUCUGGACAAACUAUUAGUUAAACCAUCUCUUGUGAAUAUACCUUCCAUGGAGGAAGGUGGGCUCCUAUUCUAUAUUCGAAUGCUGGCGGUGGCGUAUGAAAAAAACCCAAGAAAUUGCUAGAGAUCUCCGAGUUGUAGGAUGCGGUGACUUGGAUGUUGAAGGCCUGACAGAGUCCCUGUUUUCAAAUCACAAGGAUGAAUAUCCUGAAUAUGAGCAGGCAUCUCUCAGACAGUUAUAUAAAGUGAAGAUGGAAGAAUUGCGAGCUGAAAGCCAGAUUUCUGAUUCAUCUGGGACUGGGACAAUUGGACGUUCAAAGGGAGCUGCGGUAGCUUCUUCUCAGCAGCAAACAUCUGUCACUGUCGUAACAGAGUUUGUACGUUGGAAUGAAGAAGUAAUCUCAAGAUGCAAUCUCUUUUCCUCCCAGCCUGCUACACUGGCAUCCCAUGUAAAAGCAGCGUUUACUUGCCUGUUAGACCAAGUUAGUCAAUAUGUAGCAGAAGGUCUUGAACGGGCUAGAGAUGGACGGACUGAAGCAGCUAAUUUGAGGGAAAGAUUUGUGUUGGGUACAAGUGUUAGCCGUCGGGUAGCUGCUGCAGCUGCAUCUGCUGUAAUUACAUGAAUUUUUUCUGUGGUGUUCAAGUUCUGUGUUGUAUGAAAUUAAAGAACAUUUAUCUAAACCUCCCAAUCAUUUUAUAUGUCCUAUACUUCAGGAUGUGAUGGAUGAUCCUUGUGUUGCUGCGGACGGAUAUACAUACGAUCGCAAAGCAAUGAAAAGUGGCUUGAAAAUCACGACAAAUCACCGAUGACAAAUAUGGCUUUACCUCAUAAGUAUCUAAUUCCUAAUUACACGCUUUUAUCAGCAAUUUUGGAGUGGAAGACCUGAUAAAAUAUGAUACUUGCAUAUUUCAUUAUCUUCCUCAAUGCUAAUAUUUAGUUAAAUGAUUCCUUUAAUGUAGCUAGACUAACUAAAGAGUUCACAUGUGAUGAUUACCUGGUUUCA